Molecule: messenger RNA, 936 nt
Organism: Dioscorea cayenensis subsp. rotundata (Guinea yam)
Lineage: Eukaryota; Viridiplantae; Streptophyta; Magnoliopsida; Dioscoreales; Dioscoreaceae
Product: putative nuclease HARBI1
Exons: 3
Coding region: 1-792 (263 amino acids)
Source: RefSeq, a predicted model, not a curated record
AUGAGACGAAAGGGCCUUAUGAGAGACACAUUGCACAUCACUAUUGAAGAGCAAUUACUGAUGUUCCUUCACACCGUAGGACAUAACCAGCGUAAUCGUGUCAUAGCACAUAAUUUCCUCAGAUCUAGUGAGACAGAUUGUAUUGGAGCUUUAGAUGGGACCCAUAUCCAUGCUUCUGUUCCUGUAUCUGAAGUUGCAGAAUUUCGUGGGAGAAAAGCAUACUCUACACAAAAUGUACUUGUUGCUGUUGAUUUUGACUUACAUUUUACCUAUGUUCUUGCUGGAUGGGAAGGUUCAGCACAUGAUGCUUUAGUUUUACGUGAUGCACUUGAAAGACCAAAUGGCCUAUCAGUCCCUGAAGGGAAAUAUUACUUAGUCGAUGCUGGAUACGCAACUCGACCGGGUUUUAUAGCUCCAUAUAGAGGCGUUAGAUACCAUCUUAAAGAAUUUGGCUCACAGACACCGGCUAACCAUAAAGAACUUUUUAACCUUCGUCAUUCAUCAGCCCGUACCACCAUUGAACGAGCUUUUGGUUCUCUUAAGGGACACUUCAAAAUAUUCUCAUCAAGACCAUUCUUUCCAUUUAAAACUCAAGCUGAACUUGUGUUAGCUGCAUGUAUUUUGCAUAAUUAUAUUAUAAGUGGAGGAGAAGACAUUUUCAUACCUUCUGAGGAAGAAUGGACACCACCACGACCACCAUCAGAAAGAAACAUGAGAGAACAAAGGGAGGAGGUCAAUGAAUGGGUGGCACAUAGAGAACAAAUUGCACGUGAUAUGUGGACUAACAAAUAGACAAUUGGCUACUUGUUCUUAUGAAAAAUUGUGCUGCCUUUUCUAAUCAAGACCAAUGAUGUUAUCAUGUGUUUUUUUGUCAUGUUAUGGGCUUGUACUUGUUUAUUACUUUUUGUUUUUCUAUGAAUUAGUUUUUCAUUUGUA